Molecule: messenger RNA, 5027 nt
Organism: Pelagomonas calceolata
Lineage: Eukaryota; Pelagophyceae; Pelagomonadales; Pelagomonadaceae
Source: the annotation of a GenBank genome assembly
GCCUCGGCCGCGCGACGAAGGCGCUAAUCAGGGCGAUACGCGCCCAACAAUUAGCCGAACGACAAGCCGCCGUUUCGGCUUCGACCACUGCCCUACGGACCACGUCACAGCGGCUGCGCCGGCACGCAUAUCGCCCGUAACGCCGACGCCCUGAAACCGACAAAAUCUAGCCGAGACGCAAGCCCGACGCAGCCAUGAUCCCCAGCCCGCGCUCCGUCACGACGCGCCCCCCGAGCCCGGCCGACGACAUGGACGUGAGCGACGACGAGUGCCCCAUCCCCGAGAUGCCCUCGUUUUUGCCGGCGCUGCUCAUCGAGUGCCUCGGCUACCCGGCCGGGCUGGGCGCCAUGGUCGCGUGCCAGAGCUGGCGCCAGCAGGCCGAAAGGAUAUUUAGAGCCGAGUUAGCUGAAUUACGCACCGCCAAUGAUUGCGUGGCGGAAUAUCUGGAUCUGCCCAAGAGCACCAAAUCCACGAUCAGCGUGGCCUUCUCCGCGGACCAUCGACGCUUCGCGUCGACGCACGGCGACCACACGGUCAAAGUUGUGGAUUUUGACAGCAAGGAGGUCGUGUCUACGCUCGUCGGCCAUCCGCGAACCCCAUGGACGGUCAAAUUUCACCCGACGGAUCCGGACAUCGUGGCGAGCGGCUGUCUCGGCUUUGAAGCUCGAGUAUGGAACUGUACCACUCAAAUAUGUUUGCGGAAGGCCGAGUUCAACCGCGCGAUCAUCUCGCUGUCCUUUCACCCGUCUGGAGACAUCCUUGCGGUCGCCGCUGGUACCGCUAUUUACUUGUGGGAUUAUAGUUCAGGAGCGCCUCCCAUAAGAGAAUUCGUGCACGAGCACCCCAUUCGCUGUUUGCGGUUCUUGCCUUCCCGUGAUGCUCUCAUUGUCGGGGCGGCGAACAGUACGAGAGGCGAAGAGGAUGAUAGACUGACGUUCCAGCUCAUGCUCUGUGCCUUUGACGUGAAUGCUGCCAGAGAGGACGCCUCUUCGCACUCUACCAGAGCAAGACUCACGUCCUCACCUACUUCUUCCCUGGAAAACGAGCCGCCGCUCGUCGCGCGGGAGCAAGGCGGCGGCCGCGCCAUCGGCGCGCACCCGCGCAAGGUGCUGAAACGUGCUUUAUUCUACAAUGACGGCGGGUUUGACGUCUCGCCGUGCGGGCGCUUUCUAGUGAGCUGCGCGGAGCUGUAUGUCCCUGGGGCCGCGGUGAGCACGGAGACACCUCCUGCGGAAGAGGCGAACGAGCCGCCGCCGCCGCCUCCAUUACGUUUGCAUCCUUCCACGCCGUCGAUGCCGCUGCCGUCGUUUGUCUCGCGGUCUCCAGCCACACCUGGUAGUAACCAGAGCUUCUUCGGGCGGAUCUUCGCGUCGCCGCAGCCGUCGACGCCGCCGCGACCCUGGUCCGUCACGUCCACGCAAACGCCGCCGCCGCCGCCCGCCCCGGUCCAAGAGGGCCGAUACCGGCCUCAUCUUGUGGUGGUGUCCCUGACGGAGGAGACCGAGGAGGGCGAAGGGCGGUUGUUGCAGGCCGCGCCCUUGGACUCGCAGAGCUUCUCGACCAAUACCACGGAAGCGGGCGGUUCUGAUAUCGUCACUUCUGUGAAGCUGUCGCCGACGGCAUCUUUGGUACUACUGGGCCACUCGCGGGGCGGCGACGGGACGUCUUCGGAUUCCGCACCGCGAGUCGUGAGCGUCACUUAUAGAGUGGGCGACAUGGCGCGAGUAGACGUCCGAGAAGAGGUCGGCGACGACGUGAACAUCGCGCGCUUCCACCCGACGCCGGGCCGCGGCCUCAUCUACGGGACGAAGCAGGGCAAGCUCUGCCGCAUGACGCCGCGGCCGCCGACGCCUACUCCGCCCGCGGGGCCCUAGCUAACUUGCUUGAUUACGAUAGUAUUGCCGGAUACUUAGGUUGUCAUCGCUCCCACCGCCUCGCAGAUGGAGGUCACGUCGCCCGACGCUGCAUCUUCCACCGGCGCGGCAUCGGCGGCGAGCGUCUUUGCGAGCUCUGCGCGCUCCUGGGCGAGUUUCGCGCGCGCCGUUCGAAACGCGUCCUGGGCAAGCGUCUCAGGCGUUUCGCGGGCGCGGAGCGUGGCUCGCGCAUUUUGCAGGGUCCCCUCAAUGUUCUUUGUGAGGGGAUGCGAGCCACCGAGCACACGCCGCGCGGUCCGUCCAGCGUCCUCGAGCGUCGACACGGCCUCACGGAGAUCGUCGAGCGUGGCGGCCGGGUCGUCGUAGAGCGCCGUCGCAUAAAUCGACCUCAUCAUGAGCACGAGUUGUUCAUUCUCCCCGAGAAUGCGCCGCGCAACGGGCAUCGUUUUACGCACGAGCGACUUGGCUUCUUCGAAGCGGCCAAGACCAAAAAGGGAUGUCGCGUAAUUGUUGGCUGCUAUGAGAGUGUGUCUAUGUUGCUCGCCAUUGAGCUUCAAAUGUCCGGAGUAUACGUCUCGCUUCAUUUCUAGGGCCUCUUCAUCCCGUCCUAGCUGGUCAUACGUCACCGCAAGAUUGCUCUGUACGUCGAGCACAUCUUCUUCUGAUGCGCCAAUGCGCCGCAUCAUAGACAAAUUAGCCUCUUCCACGGACAACGCGUCCUCGUGAUUUCUUGUAGCGGCUAAACCGCUCCCAAGCACACUCAUCGCCAUGCCCCGAAUCUCGUCCUCCGGCCGCCCCAAGUACGUCUUCCAGCAUGCCCACCCCAGCGCGCAAUACACGACGCCAUGGUAGUCUUGCUUGCACAAGCUGCACGUGUUCCACCGAUGCCACCGAUCAUUCAUCAUCUUCCCGUCCAAAUUGUUCUCCUCGCCCUCCGCGAACAAAAUCUUGGCCUGCUCCGCCAAGCACGAAACGUGCGCGAAACCUGCCGUCCCGCGGCACGAGCACCCGCGCACGAGGCCCUCCUUCGUUUUCCAGUGCAAAGCUUGUGUACAGAUGUAGCACGUCUGGCCCUUGGUGUCCUCCGCGCACGCCUCCGCCGCGUCCGUCACGGCCUCCGCGUACUUCUUAUUUGCGUUGUAUUGCUCAGCGCCGCCUGCUUUUUUUAUUGGUUUGCAGAGCUUGUCGUGCCCGCCUUCUUUCCAGUGCUGCACCUGGCAUUCGGGUCCGCAGUAGCGCGUGCUGCAGCGGCCGCAUUUCUUGCCCAAGGUUAGCCCAAGGUCGGUGGCGCAGACGGCGCACUGCGUGAGGAUCAUCUCGUAUAUGGUCAAAUCGCUCGGGGCAGCCGCGACGCCGUCGACGCGAAAGGCGAGCUAGCGGUCGUAAGACACUAGCAUUUAGGCCGGCCGGGCGCGCAGCAGCCUCAUACAUGCGCGUCGCGGCCAUAGACGUGGACAGCGAACGCUUAACAAGCACCGCAAACCGCCGCGCCAGCUCUGCACCGCGAGAAGGCGCCGCGGGCAGCCAUCAUCGCACCACACCCAUGGCCCGCACAUGAGAAGUGCAUUGCUCCUAGCCGCCGCAGCCGUCGCCGACGACGCGCCGGACUGGCUGCCGGCGUCGCUGCGGCGCCUCGGGCCCGUGACGCGGUCCGAACGCCACUGGCAAGAACUGAAAAACUUCUUCCGACCCGGCGGCCCCUCGGAAAACUUCCGCAUAGCCGUCGACGCGAGCUGCGUCGAGGACGACCUGAGUUAUGACACGCGCUUCCGACCGCCGCGACCCUUUUCGGACAGGUCGAUGCCCUGGUGGCGCCUCGGGUCUUAUCAGUUAACACAUCCGAAAUGGUCGCUGGAAGUGUGGCUGCCUCUGGUGAUUGCGAGGAGUCGGUGGUACACCGAUCACAAGCCGAACAUUACCUUAGUACCUCAUGCAAAUACUCCGAGAACAAAAAACGGCAAGACGCGGCCGCGCCAUGCUUUAGGUUGGUGCCGCGACCGCGUCGCGGCCACGAAUCCGCACUGGGGUGCCAAUGGUGAUUCAUUUUUCUUCGUGGCAGCGUCGUCGCGAGGGCCUUGCUGUGAUGGGGGCCAACCGCGCGACCCCGGGUUGUUGCGGCACCACUUCAUCGGCCACGUUGGGGAGAGGUCAGAUGGGCCCUGGCUGUUCCGAGAAGCGCGGUUCGCGGAUCGGCUAUUGCGGGACUCGCAGUACAAGGCCCCCGUGACGAGAGAUACGGCGCCGCGCAUUCGCUGCUUCGACGAGAGGAAGGACAUUUCCGUACCUCCACCAGUAUUCCUACUUCGCGACCGCGGGGCCGGCGACAUUCGCGGGAGAAGUGAAGGUGAGGUACCUUCGUCAGACCGAGAUGUUUUGGUGCUCGGUGCGGAAGGGGCUUCCGGAGGCCUCGAAUAUGAUUUGAGGAGGGCCCUGACGGAUUUUUACGACCCCGGGGGCCCGGACCGACGGAAAUACAAUCAGGAGGACCCGCCGAUUGCUGGAGACGUCGUCAUCCGUUUCCGCGUGCCCUCGAAAAAUUACACGUCCCUGUUAAAGAGGGCGAAGUACUGUCUGGUGACGGAAGGCUUCUCACCCUGGUCACCUCGCUUAACGGAGGCCGUCGCGCACGGCUGCGUGCCCGUAUUUUUAUCUCCUUUGUUAAGGCCGCCCUACGCGUCUGUGCUGGACUACGCGAAGUUUAGUAUUUGGUUGACUGAAAAGGACAUACCGCACAUACCUUCUCUCCUAAGAAGGUACGACCAUGCGUCAUUAUUUGAGAAUCUGAUGCGCGUCAGACCAUUAUUUGCGUUCUGCGUCGAUGGUGGAGGCGAGGACGGCUGCGGGCGCGGUGGUAGUCUGGGCGUGCCCGGCGACGGGCUGCCCUUUUUGGUGUAUGAGAUGUUCUCUCGUCAAGUGAACGCUUAUACUGAUACGUCCUCCACUCUAUUGACGGAGGGCGGCUAUACAUCCGUGGACUACGCCUGCAACGCGGAGGACGGAUCGUGUUCCCUCUCCCUGAAGGACGAAAGGUGGCGCUGCGCCAUGGCGAACCGCCACGCGUGCAUGUGCCAGCGCGAAGUGGAUGGGGUCUACCGCUACGUGGGCAACACCACAAACCUCAAGGGCCACAAGAAAAAUUUAUAUCACAACUAA